Mycena citricolor is the source of this 678-nucleotide messenger RNA. NCBI's taxonomy places the organism in Eukaryota, Fungi, Basidiomycota, Agaricomycetes, Agaricales, Mycenaceae. The record is from the annotation of a GenBank genome assembly.
AGUACCUCCCUCAGACCGACUAUGUCAACACGACGCAGAAUAGGUGUCAGCACGGCCACCACGGAGGCAGCACGGAGACAGCUCAUGCAACCCGUCCAAUCCUGGGAAAAAGUCUGGACCACCGCAGACAUCACUGCGCCCACCAACAGCAGCAGCACGAUACGCGUGUACAAGUGGGUCAAAUCAUCCAAACCGCAGCACUUCAGCGACGACGAGGGUGAGGCCGACGAGCCGCUUGCGCCCCUACCUGACGAGGGCGAAGCGGACGUGGUCGAGGGAGACGAGGACGAGCAGGAGGACACACCCGUCGUUGUAGCUGCGUUGCCGGAGACGACAGUUGUAGUCGCCCCGCCGGUGGAGGAAGAGCCGCAGUCGAAACCUGCAUCUCCCAAGCCUCAACUCUCGAUGGAGUUGCAGCCGAUGGUCGAAGAGGGCAUAGAAAAUGAUGAUCUCGAGCCGAGUCUGCAGACGAUGGAAGACGCCAUGGGGCAGAUGGACCAGGGAGUCGAUUUGGCCGGGGACAGCAUGUUGGAUAUGUCGGUGCUUGGUCCCGACGGAUUGGGACUGGAAUCAGCCCAUGACCUUACGCAGCUUGAUAGCACAGAUGCCCUUCUUGGCGGCCCAUUACAGAUGGACGAAUCCGAGGACCCAUUCGCAGCGCCAAUGCCUGACUUGUAA